AUGUGUGCUAUGGGUCGACAAGUGCCUUCGUAUCAUCAAUUAUGCUUUGCACAUGAUAUCCAAUGUGCAGUGCUGGAUGCUAUACACAAAAAGAAACAAGAUGAUCAAGAUGAAGAAGGGGAAGUAUCUGUAGAUGAGCUGGCUUUGCUGCAGGAAUUGUCUACUUCUUUGAAUGUUGUAAAGGCAACAAUAGAGGUGCUGUGCGAAGAAAAUGCAAAUUUGCUUUGUUCGAAAACAGCGCGAAAAACAGCUUGA
Parnassius apollo (apollo) is the source of this 255-nucleotide messenger RNA. The record is from the annotation of a GenBank genome assembly. NCBI's taxonomy places the organism in Eukaryota, Metazoa, Arthropoda, Insecta, Lepidoptera, Papilionidae.